Messenger RNA from Suillus subalutaceus, 627 nucleotides. RefSeq lists its product as uncharacterized. The record is from RefSeq and is a predicted model, not a curated record. Lineage: Eukaryota; Fungi; Basidiomycota; Agaricomycetes; Boletales; Suillaceae. Bases 1 to 627 code for a protein of 208 amino acids. The transcript is spliced from 2 exons.
AUGCUAAUUACAAGUACCAGUUCUACCCGGAAUUCACGGAUCGAACGUUUGUGGGUUGAGGUGGGCACGCAGUUUGCUCGGAGAUGGAGGGCGUUUUUUACUCGCCUUGAGAAUUACCACGGACUUCGCCCCGACAUCCCUAGUCACAUUUGGCUACUUCAAACACUCUUUCUUAGCGAAAUCAAUCGGGACUGCUACGACUUUCAAGCGGAAUGGAAUUGUCAUCCAAUAAGCGGUCCGGAUACAAAUAAUAAGAGUCCAAAGGAUUUACGUUUUUUGGGACAGGUACAAUUCGGAGUAUAUCAAGAUGACUGUGAAGGGAUACAUCCCGACGUAAUUGAAGAGUAUUACGGCGUCUAUGGCCGUGUUGCAACUCGACGCCAACACCAGACCGGAGCAGGUCAUCCCAUGGACGAAGAAGACAGUGAUGAUGGUGAGGAACCUCAAGAUAUAGCACAAGCGGUCAAUAAUCAGCAAAGGGAUCAUGUCCACCAUGAAGCCAUUGGUGUUCCGUCGCAAAGGAACCCUUUCGUCAAUGAAGGAACAUACCAGCAAUUUUCUGCCACUCUCACCGAAGUCGUAGCCGAAGACAUAACACCACGCCAUUGCAGGCCUGGCCGCAGAUGA